Molecule: messenger RNA, 381 nt
Organism: Gongylonema pulchrum
Lineage: Eukaryota; Metazoa; Nematoda; Chromadorea; Rhabditida; Gongylonematidae
Source: the annotation of a GenBank genome assembly
AUGUCAAUGAAUUUUUCCGAAGUCUGCUUGACACAGCAGCAAAUGCGGAUGCACGGGAAUGAAGCGGAGAAAUACCUGCAGCGCUUUGUGUAUCCCUGCAUUGCCGCAUUCGGCAUCACUGGCAACGUGCUCAAUCUUACUGUUUUGCUCAAUCGGUCAAUGCGAAGCAGAUCCAAUAGUUUUCUAGCGGCAUUAGCAAUAGCAGAUAUUGUAUUCUUAUCGUUGCUCAUACCUAACAUUUUGGCCAAUUAUCCAAUAUUUACCUAUAAUUACACAUACCGUUAUUUUUAUUUUCGUAUCAAAAUUCAUCUUUUGUCAUUUGCUAACUGGUCCUCCAGCGCUGCCAUUUGUAGAAGGCUGGUUCAUUCGAAAUUCAAUUAA